GCUGCAUUUGAAGCUCCACUGCUUUUAAACCAGUUCUCUAACUUCUAUCUGGCAACCUCAACACACUCUGCUGCCGUCACUGAGGUCAGGUAGACCGAGCGAAGAUGGCGACCGCCUACGAGAGAUACAAUUUGCACACAACCCCAGAGAAGUUCUUCAUCGAGGCCUGUGAUGAGGGGGCUGAUGCUGUCCUGGCAAUUGACAGGGUCUCCAAUGAGAUGACCCUCACAGGGAAAAAGGAUGUUCCUCCCUCAGCGGUCACCAGGCCUAUCUGUGGCAUCAUGGGAACCAUCCGUAUGGUAGCAGGGAUGUACCUGAUCGUCAUCACCAGGAAGAGGAACGUGGGCAGCCUCAUGGGUCAUGCUGUGUGGAAGGCAGUGGACUUUGACAUCAUCUCUUACAAGAAGACCGUGCUGCAUCUGUCUGAGAUCCAGUCUCAAGAGAAUAAGACCUUCCUGUCCAUGAUUAACAAUGUGCUGACUACAGACGGCUUCUACUUCUGCACUGACUACGACCUGACACACUCACUGCAGCGGCUGGCCAACACCAGCCCUGACUUCCAGGAGAUGACGCUGCUGGAGAGGGCGGAUCAGAGGUUUAUGUGGAAUGGAAAUCUGCUGAGAGAACUGGCUGCACAGCCAGAGCUUCACAAGUUUGCGCUACCUGUUGUCCAUGGCUUCAUUGUCAUGAAGCCAUGCCGUAUAAAUGGGAAGAUCUUUGAGUGGAUCCUCAUAUCCAGGAGAAGCUGCUUCCGGGCUGGUGUCAGAUACUACGUCAGAGGCAUCGACUCUGAAGGCCACGCUGCUAACUUUGUGGAGACUGAGCAGAUUGUUUUGUAUGAGGGAGCAAAGGCUUCGUUUGUACAGACACGAGGGUCCAUGCCUUUUUACUGGAGUCAGAGGCCCAACCUCAAAUACAAACCCAAACCCAUAAUCAGCAAAACCAUCAAUCACUUGGAUGGUUUCCAGAGGCAUUUUGAAUCUCAGCUCCUCAUCUAUGGGAAGCAAACCAUUCUGAACCUGGUGAAUCAGAAGGGCUCAGAAAAGCCACUAGAACAGGCCUUUGCCAAGAUGGUGUCUGGUAUGAACAAUGGAAUGCUGCAUUACAUCGCCUUCGACUUCCACAAAGAGUGCAGCCACAUGAGAUGGGACCGUCUCCAGAUCCUGGUGGAUGAUGUCGCUGACACACAGGAUGAUUACAGUUUCUUCAUGGUGAACUCUGAGGGGAAGUCGCUGGUCCAGCAGAAAGGAGUGUUCCGCAGUAACUGCAUGGACUGCCUGGACAGGACCAACGUCAUCCAGAGCCUGUUGGCCCGACGCUCCCUACAGUCUCAGCUGCAGAGGAUGGGGGUUCUGAAUGUGGGGCAGCGGGUUGAAGAGCAGGCUGACUUUGAAAAGAUCUACAAGAACGCAUGGGCUGACAAUGCCAAUGCAUGCGCUGUGCAGUACGCAGGAACUGGAGCCUUGAAAACAGACUUCACAAGGACGGGGAAGAGGACCCGGUGGGGGCUGCUGAUGGAUGGCUGGAACUCCAUGAUCCGCUAUUACAAAAACAACUUCUCUGAUGGCUUCAGACAAGAUUCCAUUGACCUGUUUCUGGGUAACUUUGCUGUCGAUGAGUCCGAAGGACCCACUCCUCUUCGUGUGCAGAAGGACUGGAAGUUCCUCACGCUGCCCAUCAUUAUGCUGGUGGCGUUUUCCAUGUGCAUCGUAUGUCUUCUCAUGGCUGGUGACACAUGGACGGAGACUCUGGCUUACGUGAUGUUCUGGGGGGCCGCCAGUACCAUUACAGCCACCAUCAUCCUGUUUAACGGCCAAGACUUUGUGGACGCCCCAAAACUGGUUCACAAGGAGAAGAUGGACUGAAUAUCGUGUAUGUGUGUGUGAGGAGCAGCUGGGCCCAGCAGGCUCAUAUACCUCGUCAUCUUCACCAUCUUCUUCUCCAGGUCUGGACUCUAAGACUGAUCUGCUGCCUCCAUACCUCCCCCAGGCUUCAAACAGUUUUUGGUUCAUUUGUCUGCGACAUGUUUCACUCGCACACACUCCUGCACAAGGUUUACAUUUAAUUUCCCACAUUCCUCAGACUGUAUCUCUGCGUUGGUGUUGUCAGUGUGAGGUUCAGUGAUGUCACUUAACGCAACUGUUACAGCGUUUUACAGUUUCCACAACAAUUGUAAUUUUUAUACUCUACUGCUAAUGAUCCUAUUCGUUUAAAGUAUCUUUCUGUUCUUCUUUGUUACACAUCUUCUAGUUAAAGCUGCAUUAAUUAAUUGAAUUGGCUACAGGGAGGCAACAGGAACAUAUUGAAGUUGAUAUUGAGAACAUGUUAGCAAACACAGAGCAACAUUAUCAUCCCAUUCAUCGUUUUAUUUUGGUCUCCAUCAAUGCCUGAGGAAAAGAUCUAUCUCAGCUAGUCUCUAACUUUGUGUGUUGGAUGCUGAGCAGAUUGUGUUCAGUGUGUGUAUCAGAGCUGCUGCCGCUGCCGCUGCCGCUGCCGCUGCCGCUGCCGCUGCCGCUGCCGCUGCCGCUGCCGCUGCCGCUGCCGCUGCCGCUGCCGCUGCCGCUGCCGCUGCUGGAGACAGAGUUGAUGAGAGCACAUUUGCAAACCAAAACAAUGACCUUAAAGAGGCUUAAAAACCAGUUGGGUGAUGGUGCUCUGUUAGUUGGACACCAUGAAUGACCCUUUUCACAUUACACACAGUCAUUAGAUUCAUUCAUUUAAAUAUAUUGAUUAGUGCAGCUUUAAAUAAACUUACUGUAAUUGUAUCCAUCCCAAACUGAUGAUUAAUUAAUGUCAAUGAACCGUAAACAGUCUCAGUCAGAUGUGGCAUUUAAACAUGCGCAUAUUGAACCAUAUACUGUCUGUACUGUGUCUAACUGAUGAAUGGAGCUCUCUCUAUAGUAUGUACAUGUAGAUUAUGAAUAUGAAUGUACCAGGCCUUACAAACAUUCGUUUGAAGUAUAAAUAUUUGGCUAAUCUGUAUGUAACAGGUGGAGUUAGAGUGAAUAAUAUGUCUUCCUAUGAAUCUAACUUGGGAGAGUAUGCAUGAUGAUUCUGUUGUAGCAGGGGCGUAGUGCUUUCUUCACCAUCAUGUUUUGUUUUUUUGCACUUUGGAGAACUAUGAGAUGAUCUGCCUGCAUAUUGAUGUGUCGAUGAUGUAUUGAGGGUCUGUGGUUGCUUCCACCACACAUGUCUCUGAUAUGUUCAGUGAUUAAAACAGGUCCAGUGUGGUGCUCAUUGA
Messenger RNA from Scomber scombrus (Atlantic mackerel), 3241 nucleotides. It is a transcript of the gene sacm1la, whose product is annotated as SAC1 like phosphatidylinositide phosphatase a. The transcript has 20 exons. Gene Ontology annotation, biological process: phosphatidylinositol dephosphorylation. Gene Ontology annotation, cellular component: endoplasmic reticulum. Bases 105 to 1865 code for a protein of 586 amino acids. Gene Ontology annotation, molecular function: phosphatidylinositol-4-phosphate phosphatase activity. The record is from RefSeq and is a predicted model, not a curated record. NCBI's taxonomy places the organism in Eukaryota, Metazoa, Chordata, Actinopteri, Scombriformes, Scombridae.